GGCUGCAGCGGCGUCCAAGGCGUCACGGAUAUUGGCGUGUCGUGCACAAAGCCCGCCGUGUACGGCCGCGGCGCCGGCUACGCCCUGUGGCAAGAAGACACGUGCAAGAAGGAGAACGGCGGCAUGUGCGAAAAGAACGGCUUGAUGUGGUACCCCCCGUGCAAGGCUGGUUUCCACAGUGUCGGCUGCUGCACGUGUUCGCCAGAUUGCCCUGCUGGUACGACCGACGAUGGCGCGUUCUGCCGCAAGGACUCGUACGGCGUCGGUGUCGGUGUAUCGCGCUUGGGAUGCCCCGCAGGCAAGGAACAGAGCGGUGCGAUGUGCUACCCUUCCUGCGCCCCCACCUUUAGCGGCACCGGCCCCGUGUGCUGGCCGCAAUGCUUUGGCGCUACUCCGUUCCAGUGUGGCCUCUUUUGCACGUCGUCGGCUGUAACCUGCUUCACGACCACCGUUCAAGUUGUUGGCUCGGCUGUCAAAGUUGCCUUGAGUCUGGUCGCCCUGGACUUCACCGGCGCUAUGGCGGGCGUUGCCCAAGGCGGCAUCAACAUCAUCAAGAUCUCGCAAUGCCCGGCUUACAACGCCACGUUGCCUUGA
Molecule: messenger RNA, 594 nt
Organism: Aphanomyces invadans
Lineage: Eukaryota; Oomycota; Saprolegniomycetes; Saprolegniales; Verrucalvaceae
Exons: 1
Source: RefSeq, a predicted model, not a curated record